Molecule: messenger RNA, 2382 nt
Organism: Cryptococcus wingfieldii CBS 7118
Lineage: Eukaryota; Fungi; Basidiomycota; Tremellomycetes; Tremellales; Cryptococcaceae
Exons: 9
Coding region: 1-2382 (793 amino acids)
Biological process (GO): regulation of DNA-templated transcription; DNA-templated transcription
Molecular function (GO): DNA binding; zinc ion binding; DNA-binding transcription factor activity, RNA polymerase II-specific
Source: RefSeq, a predicted model, not a curated record
AUGCCAGAUCAAGCAGCCCCCGUCCGCACCGACUCCCACUCCCCGCCGCCAAAGCGACUACGCACCUCCAAAGCAUGCGCAAACUGCAAAACCCGCAAGAUCCGGUGCGAAUUCAACGACGACGCUCGGCCGGAUGCGCCGUGCAAGAGGUGCAAGACGUACGGGCUUGUCUGUGAGAUUACGAGUGGGAGGGAUCGGGAUAGAGAUAGGGGGAGGGCGGUGCAAGGUGGACAGGGCGGGUCGGUGAAUGCGGCAAGUCAAAGCGGGCAGCCGAGGGUAGAUGGUGAAGGGGUGGGAGGAAGAGCAAGUAUGUCGGGGAGUAUGUCGGGGAGCGGACCAUGGACACCUCGAACUGUUCAAGAAGAUCACUCUCUGAACGCUCGUCGCCCAUCUACCUCUGCGCCUCAUCCCCCGAACAAUCCCCGGCCGCCCCUCGCUGCCCCUCCAAUGCCUCUCUCCAUGCCCAGACCAGAUCACUCUCCUCUCACCCGGCCUUCGCCUCAUUCAAGUCACCUCGACACACCUGGUACUGCCACCCACAGACUAGACUUUGAGGCGCCGAGAGAUUUGGAGGAGGGGACGCCGCCACCGCCGACAACGCAGUUUACGGUCGUCUCUGCGCCGUCGGUGGGCGCGUCGCCUGCUCAGUCAACGUUGGAUCAGCUCGCGGGAUUGCCGAUGAAAUGGCGAGUUGGUAUGCGCCAGCUGCUCGAGAACAAGGUCGAAGGUAGCCAUUUCUGCAAGCCGGAGCCUAGAAUGCUUGGUUCAACUUCAUUAUCAUCACUCAUCGCUCCCAUAACACACGAUAAUGUUGGCAGCUCGAGGGUCUUUGUUCAUGAUAUGCGAUAUGGCAUCAGACGGCGGACGACGCUGCAAGAGGAAGCGAUGAUCUGCUGGUCGCUGAAUGGAUCGACGCCUAUAUGGCGAUUACCCAGUGAUCCUCUACAGCGACCUAUGAUGGAGAAAUUGCUCGCUACAUACGCCGACACCAUAGCUCCCAUCUUCCCCGUCCUGCUCCCCCAAGAAGUCCGCAACAUGCGAGCCCUCUCCGCCUUUCAAAUACUCUCCAUGUGCUCCCUCGCUUCCCUCUCCCGCACCGUCCCCGAAGCAGUCUGCCAAUCCUUCCGUUCCCGACUCUACCACCUCCUCGAAGGCGCUCCCGGCGGAAACAUCUGGACAGCCUCCCAAGCCAACCUCUCGUCUUUACUGGUGAUCAGCCUAAGCGCGGAGCUGCAUGGGAUUACGGCGAGUACGGGCGGUGGGAUAUGUUGGUUGAGGGUAGGUGUAGCGAUAAGGAUGGCGCAGGAUUUGGGUCUGCAUAGGCAUGUGACGGACUUUGGAAUGUCGAGUUUGCAGCAGCAGACGAGGACGAGGAUAUGGUCUUUGUGUAUCAUGCUGGAUGCUUGGUAUGCGCUGUCGCAUGGACAACCACUCAUGAUUGACACUCGCUUUUGCGAUGCCAAAAAGCCUUCUGUGCCGGACGCAGACGAUACCAGCCAAACAGCUUAUAUCGAUCGAUACGUCUAUUACACUUGGAAGUUAACUCAGCUUCUCCGGAAAACUCUGGUUUGCUUGUUUGAUAUAUCAAAAGGCCCGCUAGCGUCUGUCGAUCGGACAGAGAUGGAAGCGAUAUCCGAAGAUCUUGUGAAUUGGCGGAGUAAGCUGAGUCCGGAGUUGCUCCUUACGACGUCGAGUGGGCCGCAGGGUUCUUGUGCGGCUCUGCUAGAGCUCAUGGCUGUCUGUAUACAAUACGUCGCCUGGCGGCCUUUCCGUUUCCCGUCCUCGACCACAGAUACUUCAACGUUCAAUGUGACGACACAACAGUGGGAUGCGCUGGUGCAGAGGUCAUUGAAUGUUGCAAAAUGGACAGUGUUGAAUGGGACACAUCUCAUUGAUACCUGUUUCAUUGCGACGUACUCUCUCGCACACAUCGCCCAAAUGCACUUUUACCACUAUCUCUCCACCACCUCUCCCAAAUCACUCCAAGCGCUCGCCUCCAUCACGGAAGCCUUCGAAACAUGGGCCAGCGCCCAAGGUGAUCGUCUGGAAGCGACGAGUCUGCGGUAUAGGGUGUACGAUCUGGUCAAUCAGCUGAACCAGGCUGCGGCGGAGGGGUGUGUGAAUCCUAGGGCUAGUGCAGCUGAUGUUUGGGGUAUUCUGGAUCCGCUUUUCCUGGCGCCAAGGGGUGCGGGGUCAUCAGGCAAUAUGACGGACGUGGGCAACCUCUCUGCCAACCAGAUGUUUGGCGCUGGCGAUACUGGGGGCCAACAUGCCGACCCGGCGGACCUGCAGCUGCCAGAGAGUUCAGGAGGAGAGAUGCAGGAUUGGAAUACGUUGAUGAACAUGAUGGGGUUGACCAAUACGGGGUGGAAUAACAAUUAG